Pongo pygmaeus (Bornean orangutan) is the source of this 5136-nucleotide messenger RNA. RefSeq names its product oxidative stress responsive serine rich 1 (gene OSER1). The record is from RefSeq and is a predicted model, not a curated record. The transcript has 4 exons. Lineage: Eukaryota; Metazoa; Chordata; Mammalia; Primates; Hominidae. Gene Ontology annotation, biological process: cellular response to hydrogen peroxide. Bases 3082 to 4038 code for a protein of 318 amino acids.
GGCUUCCACAGCCAGUCUGGCCGCGGGCGGUUUUCCCCGGGCCCGCCCGCCUUGGGUCGCGUCGUCUCCCGACGCCUCCUGCCUGGGCCGGGCCUGGGCCUCUCCGCGCUCCCUUAUCUGCUGCGGCCUGUGCCUGCUGGAGCUCCGAGCUCCGCGCUCUCUGCCCUUCCCGCCUUCGCGUCCUCCCGCGGUCCCCGCCCCGUCCCGCUCCUCCGCCGUCUCCCGCCCAGCGGCAGCUUCCCCUUUUCGCCCUCCUUGGCCGCCCUUUGCCCCUUCCAGUCCUUUCCCUCUCGCCUCGGAGCCCCAUUCUCGUUGGCUACCUCUUCGGCCCCACUCCUUUCUUCUCCCGCAUCCCUUGUGCCUCGCUCCGACUCCAGCCUCUCUUUCUGACGCCAGGAAUCUCCCGAGGAGCGCAACUUUCCAGCUGGAGACCCCGGGCGGGCAGAGCCCCUGGACAGCUCCCUGCUCGGCGUUGUCCCCAGACUCCCCAAGCCCCGUCCUACCCCUCUGGGUUCUGACUAGGAAUUUUCCUCCGUUCAUGUUUACCCGCGACAGGCACAGACUCUGGGUGAAAAGAAGGAACUUUGUGCUUUGGCUGCAGCGCUGCGAGUAUAAAGGGAUGAGUGGGUUGCACGGAGAGGUGUGAAUGUGCUUUUUGUCCUGGGGGCUGAUUGUUUCCUCCCGGUCUAGUUUGCCUCUUAGAGUUGCUGGGCAUGGUUUUCUUCCCCCAUACUCUACGCUUCCUGGUGGUCUGGGAGUUUCGAAAUCUUUAACGUUGUGAUGACAACGCUUACCUGCAAAUCCCUUCUUGAUCGUUCUUAGGUCUUCUCAGGGGCCUGGAAAUGUAGACCUAGACUUGCGAUUCAAGGAGGUCUUGGUUAAAACGGCAAGAUGUAAAUAAGAUUGUGACGCAUCCAUUUCGUUGAAAGAAAAAACCAGGAAUUUGUCCUUUUGAUGGAGGAACUUAAAAGAACUUUGUAAUUUUUGUAAGGUUGUGGAAAAUCCGAGGCAAAGUUAAAUUGCCUGGUGUGAUUUGACUUAAAGUAACUUCGAAUAGGCUUUUUAAAGUUUCAUCUCUUUGGAGAUUGUUCAACUCCACGAGUUCACUGCAGUGAAAACGCCAAGACUGUCUCCCACAGAUUUAAUAUUAAUGAAGAAGGGCAAGCCAGUUAUAUGUGUUGUCCAGAGUUUGUACAACCCUUUCUUUGAAUGGGGAUCUGGGGAUGCAGAGGAGCAUAAUGAGCCUUUUAUAAUUACAAACGUGCUCUUCUCUAGCUCUUAAGGUUAUGCCUAACGCUCACUUUUGCUCUUGGCUAAAAUAACUGAGACAAAAAGUUAGUAGUAAAAAAAAUGCUGGAAGUCUGAAAAUCGUUUAGACAGAACUUCAUUCCUGAAGUUUUAGUCUGUAGCCAGAUUUUAAUUCUGGCCUGUUUUGGUUUUUAGAUGAUAGAUAUUUUAGUGUGUCAACAGGAAUGUAAAGUUUGUAUUAACAUCUAGGGUGAUCACCUGCCAUGCUAUUAAGUCAGCAUGGUGUAAUUAAAAGUUACAUAUGUCGGUUCAGAGCCUCUUAGCAGAGUGUUACAUUGUAAGCUCUUGGAGGGCAGGAAUGAGCUUCUAGUCCUUACGGAAAUGGAGUUUAGGCUUCUAUCCCUAGCAUUCAUUCUAGUGCCGUGCACGUGGUAGUAGGAAUUCUGUAAAUAUUUGUGAAAGAAAUGAAUUUCUGCCUGUAGGGUUCAGCAGUGUAUACUUAAAUGUGAUGUGUACGUAAAUGCUGACUGAUUUCCAGAGAGGGCUAAGGAGGACUUGUGGGGGGUCUGCGGGUUGGGGAGAUUGGCUCAGAUGAUCUAUGAACUCGGUAAGGGCUGAACAUUGACUAACGGAUCAUAAGGUAAUUGAGGAACACUGUAAGUCAAACUUCAGUUUAGUUCUACCAGCAGGAAGAAUUUGUUUACAACCUACAAUAGUACUCUUUUAGAUGAUGUGAAGCUUUGAAAAUAUUGAAAUAAGUGAUUGCUCACCUCUCCCUCCAGGUAUAUAGGAAUUGAUUGUGUAUUUGGGGGAUCCUACCCUAAAUUGAGAAUUAGAGACUAGUGAAGCAUGGGAUUGUGUGGAUAAUGUUUCUUCAUGUUUAUGUACUUAAAUUAACCAGCAAAAUAUACGUGGAGAAUGUAUUUAAAUUUUUUUUUGUCCUAAGAAGUUGAGGUGCAGGCUGGCUGAUUUUUUUUUUUUUUUUUUUUUAGUAGCUGAAUUCUUUUGAGACUGUUUUCAGUGUUCCCCAGAGAGCUCUGCCUAAAAUACCUUAACUUCCGCAGAUAAGUAAAGUGAAAAGUCCUGAUUCCUUGCCUCUUUAUUUUGCGCUGGUACUACAAUAAUAUAAUGGUUACAUUAUAUCAAACAUUAUGACACCUUGACCUUUGGAAUAUUAGAGGUCUCACAAUAACUUCGGAGCCACCUUGAGAAACGAGCAGAUAUGAAUCAGAGAGGACCCAAGGGCCGGUGGAGAGGCACUGCUCCCUCUGAGAAUGCCCAAGAGGGGUGGGGGCGGGGCGGGGGGGGCAGGUAAAGGCUUAGAAAUAAAGAGGUGAAGUGAACCUUUUGCUUCAAAUAUUCUUUAUUUCUAUUUUUUUGUGGUACUUUUUUUUCUUUCUUUCUGAUUCUCUCUGAUAUGUUCAUAGAUGCUGGUUUGCUUAAUUUUUAUUCAAAAUUUGGUACUAAUAAUCCUGAGUGAAAAAAUAAUUUGGAGACUAGAUUCAAGGGUUUAUUAACAGACUUCUCUGUUGUGUUUCUUGUUGCUUUGAUUGGUUCUUCAUCUACCUUUCUCUGUUUAAAUAUAAAAAUCAGGUGGAAAAUAUGGAGGACUUUGGUUAAUCAAACUAGUUAAGAGAUCAUUUAGUGGUGCGUCUACACAAUAGUCAUUUCUAUUUUUUUCUUUACUUUCAGCCUUUCUUUAGGCUAAAGAGAAGUUUGUUUGUUUUUUCUUCUUUUUCCACUCAUGUGCACGAUGAAUUUUUUAGAGGGCUGCAAGUAUAUAGUUCAUUUAUUUUCUUUCUUGUUUAACAAUUAAUUACAGUAUUCCAGGCUAUGAAGAAAAACACAAAUGGAAGUAUCAACCUUACUGUGUUAACAGGAACAUCGAUAAGUAGUGUAAAAACUUGCACAAUGAAAUCCGAAGCCAAGGAUGGAGAGGAGGAGAGUCUACAGACUGCUUUCAAGAAAUUAAGAGUGGAUGCAUCAGGGUCCAUAGCAUCUCUGUCUGUUGGAGAAGGCACAGGUGUCAGAGCACCAGUCAGAACAGCAACAGAUGAUACCAAACCUAAAACCACAUGUGCAUCUAAAGACAGUUGGCAUGGGUCUACAAGGAAGUCUUCACGAGGAGUGGUGAGAACUCAGCGUCGUCGACGUUCUAAGUCUCCUGUCCUUCAUCCUCCGAAGUUUAUACAUUGCAGUACGAUAGCAUCUUCUUCCAGCAGUCAACUCAAGCACAAAAGCCAGACUGAUUCACCUGAUGGCAGCAGUGGGCUGGGAAUUUCAUCCCCUAAAGAGUUCAGUGCAGGAGAAAGCUCUGCUUCUCUCGAUGCUAAUCACACAGGGGCAGUCGUUGAGCCUUUGAGAACUUCUGUUCCAAGGCUCCCAUCAGAGAGUAAGAAGGAAGACUCCUCUGACGCCACCCAAGUCUCCCAAGCAAGUCUCAAAGCCAGUGAUCUCUCUGACUUUCAAUCAGUUUCCAAGCUAAACCAGGGCACGCCAUGCACAUGCAUAGGCAAGGAAUGCCAGUGUAAGAGAUGGCAUGAUAUGGAAGUGUAUUCGUUUUCAGGCCUGCAGAGUGUCCCUCCCUUGGCUCCAGAACGAAGAUCCACACUUGAGGACUACUCUCAGUCGCUGCACGCCAGAACUCUGUCUGGCUCUCCCCGAUCCUGUUCUGAGCAAGCUCGAGUCUUUGUGGAUGAUGUGACCAUUGAGGACCUAUCAGGCUACAUGGAGUAUUACUUGUAUAUUCCCAAGAAAAUGUCUCACAUGGCAGAAAUGAUGUACACCUGAUAGCAAGAAGCUAAUUCAUAUGCUUUAAACCAAUGAAGGCUUGUCAAAGAGAUUUAGUUAAUGGCAGACCUUGUGGCCACUUUGUGUGAGAAGACAUCUCUUUCUGCUCACUGUGCUUGCAAUAAAAACUUUUCUUGGCAUCUCAGUUAAUCUUCAUUCUUUAAACUUACUCUCUGAGUUCUUACAUACACUUCAAGGCGAGCAGAUCAAAGAAAAAUCCCCCUUAUUUAGAAAUGUUCCUGGGGAAUGAAGAAACCAUAAUUACUUGAGACUGGCAGCAGUGGGUAUAUGGUAAAAGCCUUUGUAAAACUGCAUUUUUCAGAUUUGUUUAAGGUUUGGUAGCCAAGGAAAGUAAAAUGUGAUUUUGUAACUGCACUAAACAUUUGUCAUGCUGUAGUUGCCAGCCCAGAAUAUUAGAAGUUACAAGACUGAUUUAAACCGUCUCUGAUUUAAUGCAAGAUAUAUUGUGUCUAUAAAGGUUUCUCUUGUUAUUGUUAAGCCAGAGAUCUAAGGUUUAGAUUCAUUUUGAAUAAACUAGCUGGCCUGCCCUCUAUUGUUUGAGAGAGUUAUUAACCAUCACUAGAUAAGCCCCUGCUGGUGCUAUUCAUCCUGAGACAUGUUACAUGCAGUUUCAAGUAAGCAGCUUGGAAUGGGCUGCUUCAGUUGGAGGGAGGGGGUGUAAUAUUUGAAACAAGUGUGUGUCUUCACCAUCUCCAGCAUUUUAAAUAUAUGGCUUUUUUUGUUGUUGUUAUCAGUUGUAAUACAGGUCUCAUACCUCAGUUUCAGAUGUUACAGAUGGUUACCUCUUUGAGUUGCCCUGUCACCCCAGCAACCCUUAAAGAGAAUUUUGUACAUUCUGUAUCCCACAGAUUUGGUCAACCAUUUCAAAAUUCCCUCCAGUUUGGUAAAAAUCUGUCUUCAGUUUCAGCUGGAUGAUGAAUCCUUGUUUUUCAGGUGGCUCCAAAAAGAAUGUUGCAUGUGUUCAGACCAUCCUAAGCAGAGCCACCAAAUUUAGUGACAGUGUCUAGCCAUGUUAGCAAUAAUGUUAACAGAAGCUUUUGUUUAAAUUACAAAAUACAUUUAUACUAUUUACUAAAA